AUAGCACCCAAUGAUUGCCGCUUGGAGAUUCUCACGUCCCCGUGUCACCACCUAAUGCCACCCCCAACCCACCUCUGCCUCUUUUUAUGCCUCCCCAGGAGACGCACACAAACUAAACUCCAAACCAAUUUUCUCCCAUUUUUCAGGCAAAGGAAUGCAACAAAAAUCCACGUCGCCGCCGGCGGUAACCCCGUCCUACCUGUCGCAAAUACUUGAAUUUCCGUCGACCGACGCCGGUAAUGUCACUGAUGAUUACUCCCUCUUUGACUGGUCCAAUUUUCUUGAUUUCGACCUGGAUGAUAACUUAAACCUCGCCUUUGACCCACAAGCCAUUCAUGGACCUGAAUCAGAAUCCGGACCCAGUGUUGACCCGGUUCAAUCCCAAAGUCAACAAUACAACGAUUCAACCAGGGUGAGGAAGAGGGACCCGAGAUUGGUAUGCUCGAAUUUUUUGGCGGGGCGGGUCCCGUGUGCUUGCCCGGAGUUGGAUCAGAAGCUGGAGGAGGAGGCAAGUAGGGAUCAUCCGGGUAAGAAACGGGUUCGGACUGUUAGGAUUCCUGCUGGGGCUACUGCCCGGUGUCAGGUGCCGGAAUGCGAGGCCGAUAUUAGCGAGCUCAAAUGGUACCAUAGAAGCCACCGGAUCUGCUUGCGGUGUGCCAAUGCGAGUGCAGUGAUUCUUGAUGGCGAGAGCAAGAGAUAUUGCCAAAAGUGUGGAAAGUUUCACAUUUUGUCAGAUUUCGAUGAGGAUAAACGUAGUUGUAGGACAAAAUUAGAAAAACACAACGAGAGACGUCGAAGAAGGAAUAAUGAUUCUGAUGGAAGCAUUGAGAAGGAAUCUCAGCAGGUUGUUUUGGUUGACGAUGUCUCUUGCGAUGAUGACACUGGAAAAGAUAGCAUAUUCUUGAGCAGUCAGAUUGUGGAUCGGGAAACUUUCUUGGAGUCAGAAGGACAUUUAUCGACAAUAAGUUCGGGGCAGAGCGACAGUUUUUUGUUGUUUGCUGCAUCUGGUGAAACUCGUGUUGACAGGGAUAAACAGAAUCCCAAACAGAAAUAUUCCUCAUCCUGUGAGAACAAGAUCCCUUUCUUCUCUGCGUUUGCUGCUGGACGGAUCUCAUUCAAGCUUUAUGAUUGGAAUCCUGCAGACUUUCCUCGACGACUUCGGCAUCAAAUAUUUGAAUGGUUGGCCCACAUGCCUGUUGAACUAGAGGGGUAUAUCCGCCCAGGUUGUACAAUUUUGACAGCUUUUCUAGCAAUGCCCAAAUUAAUGUGGUUCAAGCUAUUGGAGGAGCCAGCCGAAUGUAUACAAGAACUUCUGGCCUCUCCUGAAAACAUGCUGUCUGGAAGAAUGCAUGUUUUUCUAGAUAACAAGAUAUUUCUUGUUGUUAAAGAUGUUUGUGUAGAGGAAGUCAAUGUGAAGGAACGAGCUCCAAAGCUUCAUUCCGUUUAUCCAACAUGUUUUGAAGCGGGGAAGCCUAUGGAGUUCAUUGCUUGUGGAACCAAUCUCCUUCAGCCACAAUUUCGGUUUCUUAUAUCAUUCGGGGGACGGUAUCUAGCAUAUAAUAUUUGUGUUUUGUCUGUGGGCCGUAAGAAAGAAGGGGACACCAACAGUGCUGACCACCAGUUACUGAAGAUUUAUGUCCCUCCAACUGACCUCUAUCUUUUUGGCCCUGCAUUUAUAGAGGUUGAGAAUCAGUCUGGUUUAUCGAAUUUCAUUCCUGUUCUUAUUGGGAACAAGGAAGUUUGUGAAGAAAUGGUGGUGUUGCAACAAAAGUUUAAUGCAUCUCACGACUCCGAAGAACAACAGUUAUCUUUCCCGAAGCCUGCAUGUGAAAUUUUGGCCUCAAGGCAAGACGAGUUCUCAGUGUUUCUUUUGGAAGUAGCAUGGUCACUCAAGAAACCGAUAUCAGAGCAACAGCUGACGUCUACUCAAAUGCAAAGAUUCAACUAUUUACUGAAUUUUCUGAUAGAAUGGGAAUCAACCAUCAUUUUGGAGAGAGUAUUGGAUUGCAUGAAAUCUACUAUGGACAAUAAUUUGGUUGUUGGUAAUUCUGACGCUGAUAUGAAGUUAUUUUGUGGAAAUAUUAGUAAUGCGAGAAAUAUACUUAACCGGAAACAAGAGGAAAAUGAAUAUUCAGUAUUGCAUGUGUCGGAUGGAAAAUUAUCCAGUCAAAGCUCUCAGUUCGAUUGUCAAUCUUCUGUUCCGGCUACUAAUCGGGGUCUCGAGACAAAGAAUGCGUUGCAGCAGAGAGUGGUUUUACCUUCUUUAGACGAAAGUGAAACCGUUCGUCUUUUGAAUGGAGAGGUGCUCAUGGGUGUAAACCUUAAGGAAAUGCCGGGAAAGUCUUGCCGUCGCUUAUUUACAAGGACGGUUUUGACCUCUCGUCCACUCGUCUUUGCAAUUGCUGCUGUUGGUGUUUGUUUUGGAAUAUGUGCAGUUGUUCUCCACCCUCAGAAGGUCAGUGAGCUUACCACAACUAUUCGCAGGUGUAUAUUUGAUAACUCUUAGCGCAUGUCUUGUACGCAAUGGCCGAUCAGACUUGACAGUGUAACAAACACGAUUUUAGUUUCUUUUUCAUCCUUAAAAUUGUUCCUCACUGUACAAACUACCUUACCAAACAAGUUACACAUUCAGCCAUUUUCGGUAAACUUGUUCGUGUUUGAGCUGAAAGUAACGGGGAAUACAUAUAAUCCCGGGUUUAUGACAUGAGAUACUAACGGUCUCGGAGCAACCUUGUAUAACUUCCUUAUGAAGAUAAUGUAACGGUUAAUGGCACACUUCUUUGUACGAGAUAUCAAUGCUAAUAGUAUU
Molecule: messenger RNA, 2809 nt
Organism: Olea europaea var. sylvestris
Lineage: Eukaryota; Viridiplantae; Streptophyta; Magnoliopsida; Lamiales; Oleaceae
Product: squamosa promoter-binding-like protein 7
Exons: 10
Coding region: 155-2506 (783 amino acids)
Cellular component (GO): nucleus
Molecular function (GO): DNA binding
Source: RefSeq, a predicted model, not a curated record